CAGCUCUUUCAUUAUCCCAACAUUUGGACACAAUUUCAAAUCCGAAUCCAAAAAUCACAUUACAAAUUUGAGAUUGAGAGAUUACGGCCAAACAAAUAUCUACCCAUCAAUUCUUCUUCUUCACUCAGUUUCAACCUUCCACUCUGUACAUUCAUCCACCUCAAACCCUAAAUUUCCGCUUAAUCUCAACCUUCUAUGUAGUAUACUCCCAUGGAACUUUCUCGUCCUUUACUCCACACUUUUCUUCCUUCCCCCUCACCCUCCUACUUUUCUUCUUCCUCCCACCGGCCCCUUCUUCUCCUUUCCAAAGUUUACGUUUCUUCUCCCAGAAUUUCCCAUUUUUCGAGUUCUUUUAGCCCAAUUCAUCGCCGAAAUGUUUGUUCUGCUUCAAGCUCCGAAACCCUUGUUGCCGGCUCGCUUAAGGAAAAUGGUAAGACCGGAGAAGCCGCUAAGAAGAAAGAUGACGAGUUUGGAGAUUUGAAGGCUUGGAUGCACGAUAAUGGGCUUCCUUCUUGCAAGGUCAUUCUUCAGGAAAAGCCUUCGCAUGAUAAGAAUCAUAGGCCUAUACAUUACGUGGCUGCCAGUGAAGAUCUUGAGGUGGGUGAUGUUGCAUUUUCGGUUCCGAAUUCUUUGGUCGUCACGCUUGAGAGAGUUCUAGGAAAUGAGACCGUCGCCGAAUUGUUAACUACCAAUAAGUUGUCAGAGUUGGCGUGCUUAGCCUUGUAUUUGAUGUAUGAGAAGAAACAAGGAAAGAAGUCUUUCUGGUAUCCUUACAUUAGAGAGCUUGAUCGUCAACGUGGGAGGGGCCAGCUAGCUGUAGAGUCACCUCUUCUUUGGUCAGAAGAUGAACUUGAUUACCUCUCAGGCAGUCCAACAAAGAAAGAAGUUCUUGAAAGGGCUGAAGGAAUCAAGAAGGAGUAUAAUGAACUCGAUACUGUAUGGUUUAUGGCUGGCUCUCUGUUUCAGCAAUACCCGUAUGAUAUUCCAACUGAAGCAUUUUCCUUUGAGAUUUUCAAACAAGCCUUUGUUGCAGUUCAGUCAUGUGUGGUGCAUUUGCAGAAAGUAAGUUUGGCUCGGAGAUUUGCUUUGGUUCCUCUUGGCCCUCCGCUGUUGGCUUAUAGAAGCAAUUGCAAGGCAAUGUUAACGGCUGUUGAUGGUGCUGUGGAGCUAGUGGUUGAUCGUCCAUACAAGGGUGGGGAAUCAAUAGCUGUUUGGUGUGGGCCACAGCCUAAUUCGAAAUUACUCCUGAAUUAUGGAUUUGUUGAUGAAGACAAUCGCUAUGAUCGCUUAGUAGUUGAGGCAGCUUUGAACACUGAAGAUCCUCAAUAUCAGGAUAAAAGAAUGGUUGCUCAAAGAAAUGGCAGAUUAUCAAUACAAGCAUUUAAUGUUUAUGCCGGAAAGGAGAAAGAAGCUGUCCUAGACAUGCUUCCUUAUCUUCGACUUGGCUAUGUUACUCAUCCUUCAGAAAUGCAGUCUGUUAUUUCUUCUCAAGGUCCAGUCUGUCCAGUGAGCCCCUGCAUGGAAAGAGCAAUGUUGGAUCAAGUUGCUGACUAUUUCAAGAGACGACUGGCUGGCUACCCAACUACCUUGAGUGAAGACGAAUUUCUGCUGGCUGAUGGUAAUUUGAACCCAAAAAAGAGAGUCGCUACCCAGCUUGUUAGAUUAGAAAAGAAAAUACUUCAUUCAUGCUUGGAAGUGACAAUUGAUUUCAUAAAUCAGUUACCGGAUCACACUGUAUCUCCCUGCCCUGCUCCCUAUGCCCCCUUAUUGAGAUAAGUGAGAUGUUCUUCCAGCAGCGGUCGUAUGUCUGUUUUAUGACAUCUAUUUUAUGAUAUCGCAAUUCCAAGCAAAAUCCUCCAUCCCAUGAUGAAGCUUAAAAGGUAAAUCUAAAUAAGCUGCCCACUACAUAGGAUGGCUGAUGUUUCAGGGUGGUCAGGUAUUGAAGAUAAUGACGACAAUAAUGAUUAUAAGUUGAAAAUGUUUGGAGGCCAAGGAUUUGAAGUUACCGAGUAAAGCCAUAUUCCUUCUCUCCUUUAACAUUCGUGGGUUUUCUUACAGUCUCUAAUACUCACUUUGUCCAUUGCUUCCUGUAAAUAACCAGAACUACUCCAUUCUUCUCUCAAUGGAUCCCCUUCCUUUUCUAGAUA
Molecule: messenger RNA, 2147 nt
Organism: Cucumis melo (muskmelon)
Lineage: Eukaryota; Viridiplantae; Streptophyta; Magnoliopsida; Cucurbitales; Cucurbitaceae
Product: ribulose-1,5 bisphosphate carboxylase/oxygenase large subunit N-methyltransferase, chloroplastic
Exons: 13
Coding region: 211-1776 (521 amino acids)
Biological process (GO): peptidyl-lysine monomethylation
Cellular component (GO): chloroplast stroma
Molecular function (GO): protein-lysine N-methyltransferase activity
Source: RefSeq, a predicted model, not a curated record